Messenger RNA from Paramisgurnus dabryanus, 4518 nucleotides. RefSeq names its product glutamate receptor, metabotropic 6b (gene grm6b). Gene Ontology annotation, cellular component: membrane. Gene Ontology annotation, biological process: G protein-coupled receptor signaling pathway. The record is from RefSeq and is a predicted model, not a curated record. Gene Ontology annotation, molecular function: G protein-coupled receptor activity. NCBI's taxonomy places the organism in Eukaryota, Metazoa, Chordata, Actinopteri, Cypriniformes, Cobitidae.
UUUGUAGAAUCACAGUUGUGGAUUGUGUGUGCUUUUUUACGUUCUCCCUGAUUUUCUCCUGCAUGAUGCAUCGUUCCGUCAUCCGUCAUUAUCAAUACUUUCUGCCUAAUAAAUGCCUCGUGUUAAGUGAAUCUUCAGACUGUCGUUGCGUGUGAGGUAAUUUUUUUAAGAUGAGAGCUGAAGACUCCGCUGCUGUUGGUACCACAGACUAUCGAGCUUUAAAAACAUCAAACUUCAGCUCCAGAUGGGCGCACACUGGCACCACCAUCAACCGGAGACACAGGUAGAGAGGAAAGCUUCGUGCUGUUGCAGAAGGACAAGACGCUUGUAUGGAAGACACUAUGACACCACUGCACCUCACAUCGCUGCUAUGCCAUCACAGAAAUAUCAGCAAGUCACCCGGACAACUCGUGAGCUUCUUGGUUAACAUCCUGUGGAUAGUGAUGAUUGGAUUUAUGGCACAAUCCUGGUCGCUAACCUCUUCAGAAACUCAACCGCACUCCAUAAAGAUCGAGGGAGAUAUCACUCUCGGGGGCCUCUUUCCAAUACAUUCCAGGGGCCCGGCCGGUGUUGCUUGUGGGGAAAUUAAAAAGGAGAAGGGGAUCCAUCGUAUGGAGGCCAUGUUGUAUGCGUUGGACCAGAUCAACAGUGACCCAGACCUGCUGCCUAAUAUCACCCUAGGUGCCAGGAUACUAGACACGUGCUCCAGGGAUACCUAUGCGCUUGAGCAGUCCCUUACUUUUGUUCAAGCCCUCAUCCAGAAAGACACCUCGGAUGUUCGAUGUUCCAAUGGAGAGCCACCCAUCAUCCCAAAACCAGAGCGCGUGAUAGGGGUCAUCGGGGCUUCGGCCAGCUCAGUGUCCAUAAUGGUGGCUAAUGUUCUUCGACUGUUUUCGAUACCUCAGAUCAGUUAUGCUUCCACAGCACCUGAGCUUAGUGACAACAAUCGCUAUGAUUUUUUCUCUCGAGUGGUGCCGCCCGAUUCUUUCCAGGCUCAGGCGAUGGUGGACAUUGUCAAAGCCAUGGGGUGGAACUAUGUUUCCACUUUGGCAUCGGAGGGAAACUACGGAGAGAGUGGUGUUGAUGCUUUUAUCCAGAUAUCAAGGGAAGCAGGAGGUCUUUGCAUUGCACAAUCCAUUAAAAUUCCCAGGGAGCCCAGACCAGGAGAGUUUGACAAGAUCAUCAAGAGGCUAAUGGAGACAUCUAAUGCCAGAGGAGUUAUUAUCUUUGCCAAUGAAGAUGAUAUUAAACGUGUACUGGAAGCAGCAAAAAAAUCCAAUCUCACAGGUCACUUCUUAUUUGUGGGCUCUGAUAGUUGGGGAGCAAAGAUUGCACCUAUCCUAAACCAGGAGGACGUUGCAGAGGGUGCAGUCACCAUACUGCCUAAGCGGGCAUCCAUUGAGGGGUUUGACCAGUACUUUACCACAAGAUCUUUAGAAAACAACAGGAGGAACAUCUGGUUUGCUGAAUUCUGGGAAGAUGAUUUUAAAUGCAAACUCACAAGACCGGGGAUCCGAACGAGCAGCGGGCUGAGGAAAUGCACAGGAGAAGAACGAAUCAGCAGAGAUUCUCCGUACGAGCAGGAAGGGAAGGUUCAGUUUGUGAUUGACGCGGUUUAUGCCAUGGCCCAUGCGAUCCACAGCAUGCACAUGGACCUCUGCCUGGGUGCAAUGGGCGUUUGUGAUAAAAUGGAUCCUGUGGAUGGGAGAAUGCUGCUGAGGUACAUCCGAGCUGUCAGUUUCAACGGCAGUGCUGGUACAGGUGUUAUGUUUAAUGAAAAUGGUGACGCCCCAGGACGAUACGAUAUCUUCCAAUACCAGCUUUCCAAUAGCACCAGCCCAGGAUAUAAGAUCAUCGGCCAGUGGACCAAUCACCUACGACUCAAUGCUGAAGACAUGCAGUGGUCAGGUGGGGAAAAACAAGUACCAGACUCAGUCUGCAGUUUCCCCUGUGAGUCUGGAGAGAGGAAAAGGAUGGUAAAAGGCGUUCCUUGUUGCUGGCACUGUGAAUUGUGUGACGGCUACCAAUACCUCCUGGAUGAGUUUAACUGUGACACCUGCCCCUUCGACAUGAGACCCACCCCAAACCGCACCGGUUGCAGACCCACCCCCAUCAUCAAGCUGGAGUGGAGCUCUCCAUGGGCCAUUAUACCCGUAUUUCUUGCCGUGCUGGGAAUCUUGGCUACAUCCGGAGUUAUUAUCACCUUCAUACGCUUCAAUGACACCCCCAUAGUCCGAGCGUCAGGCCGAGAGCUCAGCUAUGUUCUCCUGACAGGCAUUUUUCUCAUUUAUGUCAUUACCUUCCUCAUGAUCGCCGAGCCGGGCACCGUGGUGUGUGGCUUUCGUAGACUGUUUUUAGGGCUGGGCAUGUGCAUCAGUUACGCAGCUAUGCUCACCAAAACUAACCGAAUAUACAGAAUCUUCGAGCAGGGAAAGAAAUCGGUCACGCCGCCGAAAUUUAUCAGUCCCACGUCGCAGCUGAUCAUCACCUUCAUUCUGAUCUCAGUACAGGUCCUGGGAAUUUUCAUUUGGUUUAUAAUUGUUCCUCCUCACACUAAUAUCGACUUCGAUGAGCUGCGGCCCCCCAACCCUGAGUUUGCACGGGGGAUCCUGAAAUGUGAUAUCUCAGAUCUCUCUCUGAUUGGCUGUCUGAGCUACAGUAUGGCACUGAUGGUUACGUGUACAGUUUAUGCCAUCAAGAGCAGAGGGGUUCCUGAGACCUUCAAUGAGGCCAAACCUAUCGGCUUUACCAUGUACACCACAUGCAUCAUCUGGUUGGCCUUCGUUCCCAUAUUCUUUGGCACGUCACAAUCCACAGAAAAGAUGUUCAUUCAGACCACCACGCUGACCGUGUCUAUGAGCCUAAGCGCCACCGUAUCCCUGGGCAUGCUGUACAUUCCCAAAGUCUACGUGAUCAUCUUCCACCCAGAGCAGAACGUUCAGAAGCGCAAGCGUAGCUUCAGGGCCGUGGCACAGGCGGCUGCCGUCACAUCUCGUCUCUCACAGAGAUUUAAUGAUAAGCAGAAUGGGGAAACCAAAAGUGAGGCAGAAAAAUCCUAAUAAAUGCCACAAAGGUAAAGAGCUUCAUGUGUUGCAUUUAAUGCUGUACUUCCUGGUAAAACAGGCUAAGGAGCUUCAAGGAAACCUCAAAUGGACAAGAGUUACUAAAAUGUGGUAGUUGUUGUAACAUUAACAGCAGCACCGGUGAUUUGGAGGAGAGUCAUGAAGAAAUAAUGAAUGCUUUGUACAUUAUGUACAGAACUUACAGGAGCAAUGGAUCUUUAUGAUGUGCAAGUCUUGCAUCAGCUUUGAGACUGUAAUGUAUUUGUCCCCUUUUAUAUUUCCCCUGUCAGCACUGCAUUGCCACCAAGUUCGUCUGAAGAAUGUCUAAAAUGAGUCUCUUUGGAAAAAGAAACAAGUCUGUCUGAAAAUGUGUCUGAAGAGUACACAUGUACAUGAAAUCAGACACGACUUUGCAGUAUUGUAGCAGAUCAAAUGGUCCUGGCAUCGAAAAUCGAGUCCAAAUACACUGAGGUUCCUUGAAAUUUUUGCUGUGAAAAUGUGCCAUAACUAUAUGUUUCAGAAGAAUAAAUGUAUUUAAGUGGUUUGUGUGCGAUCCUCAGAAGGGCAAUAUUUAGUAGUCUUAACCAUAUUUAUAUAGAUGACAAUCUGUAAUGACAUGUUUAGAUCUUUACAUGUUUGCUUGUUUUUUAAGAAAUAAUAUUUAUUUUGAAAGAUGCACUGUAUAUGGUAUAUAGGUAUAGACACAUUUUAGAAGAUUGAUUCAGUGAAAAUUAUGAUAAUCUAUUUGAUUUCAAUGAUGACAGUUGCUUGACAUUCAAAUAAUUUUUCUUUCAAAUGCAAGUGGCAUUCAGAGUUUCACUCAUGAUUUACAUCGGUAAAAAGAUGUUCAGUUUAUCUACUUAUUGUUUGACUUAUUGGUCAAAUAUCAAUUUAGAGCACAAUUCAAAGCAUUUUGAAUACAUUUUGUAUUUGUAGUAUUAUUUUCAAAUGUUGUCAAUAUUAAAUAAUAACAAUUUUGUCUUGGAAAUUGUAUUGAUUGAAUGCAUGUUAAAAAAAUGUUAAAUAAAAAAUAUGAAAUAAAAACCUCCACUUUGGCUCGGUAGCACUCAUAGUAUGAUACCAUCCGGAAUUAUCAUAUUAUUCUCUAUUAAAUAUUUCUGUUGUAUAGUAUCCUGUGCAUACUAUGUACAUUUUGUUUAUGCAUGUAAAAUCUGAGUGACCUACUACAUUUGAGCAUUAUAAUAGAGCAUUAGCACAAAGCAAUGUGCUCAACUUGGCAAAAAAAAAACAGAAGAAAUGUAAGCUGUGAUUUUAAAAAUUGUAUAUUUGACUCAUGUCAAAUGCUAUGUUUUUAAGAAACUGCUAACUUGAUGCAACUUGAUAAAGUAAUAAAGUAAAAACACUGCAGUUCCGUUACUCUUUAAAACGUUGCCUUAUCAACAACGUUUAUAUACUAUUAAAAAAAUAGAAUGCAGUAUAUAGCAACAUACAAUGU